Molecule: messenger RNA, 312 nt
Organism: Staurois parvus
Lineage: Eukaryota; Metazoa; Chordata; Amphibia; Anura; Ranidae
Source: the annotation of a GenBank genome assembly
ACAGCUGAUCACAUCUGUCACACUGACAGAGGAGAGGAGAGCCGGUAAUCGGCAUUCCUCAGAGGGGACAUCUACACUGAUCAUCAGGGCACUUAUGAUCAGUGUGCCCUGAUGAUCAGUGUAGCCCCAGCAGUGCCAGCUGUCAGUGUCCAUCAGUGUCACAUCAAUGCCACAUAUCAGUGCCUACCAGUGCACAUCAAUGCCACAUAUCAAUGCCCAUCUGAGCUGGCUUUCACUGUCACCCAUCAGUGCCAGUCAGUGCCACCUAUCAAUGCCAAUCAGUGCCACCUAUCAGUGCUGCCAAUCAGUGCC